AUGAGCUCCCGAUUUUUUUUUAAAAUAGGUGAUCCUAAUCAAGAGCUAGAUAAACCUUACAAAUUAUGUAAAGUGGAUAACUGUGCAAUUAAAUUCAAAGUGAAAAGUAAUGAACUCGCCACAUUCAUACUUGUAUCUAAAGAUUGCCCACAUAAGGAUUGUUACAAGGUUGCUUUGGGACAAUCCAGCAGUUUAGUUUCAACUUUUGCUACUGGUCAACAGCCUAUUAUUGUCGGAACACCCCACAUCGAUUUAUUAGAAUAUACAGAAUUCUUGGUGACAUGGUUUAGCAGUAUCAUUCGUAUUGGGCUGGUUGGUGAUGCACCCUUCCUUGAAUAUGUUGAGAACAAUGCAAAAGUCCCAGCUAUUGGUUUUAUCAAAUUUAUAACACAAUGUAGUCAUGUCAUAAGCGACUGGAUAUUUGAAAGUUCACCAGUAUCUUCAGAGCUGCCCAGAAUUAUACAAAUUAAAGGUGGUAAAUUAAAAUGGAUGCCAAUGACAGGAAAAGGAUUAUUGCCUCCGGACGCUAUGAUAGGUGGUUUCGAAAAUGAACCGAUUUAUAUCGCUCGUUCUCAUCACAACCAGUCGCUUUGCCCGGGAAAAUAUGUACCCUCGAAACGUCACUCUUUUAUAGCUUGGGGUCACGAGGAACAUCGAAAGAAACAUUUUGAGAUAUUAUGUGGCUUUGAUGCUCAAUGGAUGAAGUGUGAAGGCAACAAUAUCCCAGAGAACGCUUUCAUAGGGGGCUUUUCUGAAGUUAACAAACAGCCACUCUAUAUUGGUCGUGCUAUGAUUGAAGGAAAUCUUAUAUGCGGGAAAGUUCAUUUGCUUUAUAAAUUAUGUUAUAUACCCUAUGAAGGUCGCGAAGUGGAAAAGUACUAUUAUGAAAUAUUAGUAACACCGGGAAUAGUCGCUCGGGCAGUGCAAACACCCAAAAAAUGUAAUAGUUAUUGUCACUGA
Molecule: messenger RNA, 960 nt
Organism: Parnassius apollo (apollo)
Lineage: Eukaryota; Metazoa; Arthropoda; Insecta; Lepidoptera; Papilionidae
Source: the annotation of a GenBank genome assembly